Messenger RNA from Hippocampus zosterae (dwarf seahorse), 3310 nucleotides. RefSeq names its product bri3 binding protein (gene bri3bp). The coding region runs from base 152 to 844 and encodes 230 amino acids. NCBI's taxonomy places the organism in Eukaryota, Metazoa, Chordata, Actinopteri, Syngnathiformes, Syngnathidae. The transcript has 3 exons. The record is from RefSeq and is a predicted model, not a curated record. Gene Ontology annotation, cellular component: mitochondrion.
AUUGGAAUUGGAAUUCGUAAUCGACGAGGGUAGCUUGAACGCGACCCCUUUAGUCAACGUCUACUGCAAGGCUUCGACGGACGAUAGCGGAAGGCUAUCUUUUUGCCUGCAUAUUCAACUCAUCCUGUACAUUAUAACAUUUAGGCAGGUCAUGAAGGCGACUACGGGUGUAUUGCUUAUGUUGGUGCUGUCCGCGUGCGUGCUCUCGUUGGCCCAAGCAGCCAGGAGCCGGCCCAGCAGCCAGAACAGUUUCCGAAAGGCGGCCAACGGCGUCUAUCAGACGCUGAGCAACGUGUUCGGCGAAGAGAACAUCCGAGGCCUUUACAAGUUCUUCUCCAAAACAACAGAGCGCUUUGUUCAUGGCGUGGACUCCUUCCUUGACACUAUCUGGAAAAUCUGGGUUGAUUUCCUUGAUGUGAUGGGAAUUGACUCAUCCAACCUGAGCCACUACUUCAGCCCGGCAUCCCUGAGCAGCAACCCAGCACGCGCCCUGCCCCUCAUGGCCGGUGCCCUUGCAGCCCUGUGGUUGCUGUCUCUGUUCCUGGGUGGGGUGUUCUACGUGCUGCAUAUUUUGUUCGGCCGCUUCUUCUGGCUGGCGCGUGUGGUUCUGCUGGCAAUGGCCUGCCUAUACGUGCUGCAGAAGUUCGAGGGCGACCCAGAGCGCGCACUGCUGCCGCUGUGCGUCAUCAUGGCACUGUACUUCAUGACUGGUCCCGUGGGUGUGUACUGGCGACGCGGUACCAGCUCGCUGGAGGAGAAGAUAAAUCAAUUGGAUACUCAGAUCCGCCUGCUCAACAUCCGGCUGAGUCGGUUCAUCGAUGGCCUAGAGCGCAUGGAUGAGUAAAAGCAGCAGCAGCAGCAGCGCCCCCUCCACUGGGAUUUAAACGUCCAAUAAGAAUUUCACCUGCUUGAGUUCAUGGCCUAUUGUCCUCAAGUAUUUCAACCCUUUGUUUGCAUGAUGGCCACUCCAUUUUUGUGUUUCCGACAGUGGCACCUUGAACUAGGUCAAAAUUUUUAUCAGGUGUACAGGUCAGGUUUAAAGUCACAUUUUAACAUUUACCUGUCAUACGUGUGUAAAAAGAAGUCUCGGUGAUUGGUUCUCACAUCAGCCUUGUUCACGAUUCGAAUCUUUGCAAUCAAUCACCGGAAAUUCGGCGGAUGAUUCAGUUGUUUUUGGUUCACUGACUCGAGUUAUUGGAAAGACUACACUCUCGUUUCAUAAAAUUGGUAAACUCACUCAAGCUAGUGAAAAGGAAACGAAGAUGAUUUAGAUCUAAGGAUGCACCGAUCACAAUUUUUUGGCGGACUGCUCAAAAGUAGUUCUCGGAAUAAAAACUGACAGUUGCUGAUUAUUUAUUUUCCUCAUUCCCUGGAUUGCGAUGAGAUCAGUGAAGAAGAUGGAUUCUAUUUUAAGGCAUCAUUUUUGGGCCUCAUACCUUGCAGUGUGGAGGUAGCUUUGGUACGAGUUCUUCUCUGAUGACCAGUAACGCAGAGAUCCCCAUGACUACUUGCUAGCCAUCUUCUCUAACUAGCACGACACUGAAACACGAUGGACAAAAGUACUUUACACUGACUUCAAACAUUAUUUUCUCCUCCCCUUGUCAGAAAAGUAAUGUUUGAUGCUGACUGAAGUGAGGUUUGUGAGGGGCACUGACAUCACACAUUAUCAUAUCAAAAAUCUGACAGACAUGGAAGGCAGGUUUUCAACUUGAAUUUCCAAAUUAUAUCUUGGAUGUACCACUGUGCGAUGUUAUUCCACAAAAAAAAACUUCCUGUUUUUCUUUGUUAAAUUAUUAAAGAAUAUUUGGACAACACAGGUCAAGAGAAAAAAAGACCCUGUCAAAAAUGUAGUGUUUGUUCUCUCCCUAAAUUAGCUAAGUUAAAAUGCCCCGUAGCCCCCACCACCCAGUUUGCCCACCAAAAAGUAUGUUCUGAAUACUUUAGUCCACACCAUGUGUAUGCAGAUAUUGAUGUGACUGGAUCAUUACAGGAAUGUCUCCCAUCAUUGAUACACAAUAUUAUUCUCAGGGACUAAUUGGACUAAACAUUGAGCAUUUUCUUUUUUUUAAUUCUGUUUAUGUUAUGAUUAUUAUUGUUUUAAAUGAAAUGUCAGGUUUGUCUCCCCUGCCCAAUCCUAACAAUGGACAGUUUUUUGAAUUCUCUUGUGGAAUGUGGACUUGAGACGCCAUUUUGGAUCCGAUGGUUAUGCCGCACCAAGUUCAAAGAAGCCACGAAUAACAUCACAAGUGUUCUCUACAGGCAUCUUGUAAUUAAUUCAUAACUGCAAACGUCUCAAAUGGCUUUAAAUUGUCCAAAAUUGAUCUGUUUGCAUCCAUGUUGUCUCAAUUAAUAGUGAUGGAUCAUAAAUUCUAUUACCACAGAAACAGUACUUUCUUGCACUAAUUACUGUACUUGAGUCAAUAAUACAGCCUGCUACUUUUUAAGUGAUAUGAAGGGGGAAAGUGUAUUUAAAAAAAAAAAAACAAUUACGUGUGUUUUAUUAUAGGGUCUGGGUCACUUUUAUACAGCCCUCUGAGGGUCAUGCAAAGUUGAUGAAAUAUGAUCCACAUUUUUAUUAUGCAUUUUUGGGCUUUGAAAAAUAUUUUUAUUUGAAGAAAUGCAUGGAAGACUGCAUCUUUUGGCCCAGCUGUUUUAGUCGUGUAUAUAUGUGAAAGUGCAAGUAAGCUUCAUUUCGUCGCAGUUGAUGGAUGGAUGUUUUAUUACGUACUCGCAGCAUGUUUUGCUUUUUGUUUUUUUAUGAAAAUGUUACAAGUCAGCUUAGAGAUGUUUGUCAUUUUAAAAAUAUUCACUGGUCAAGAAACUCAAGUGAUGUUACACUGAAAAGGGGUCAAGUUUACAAAUAAAAAAGGUCCCUUGUGUUUGUGGUAUUUUACACUGAAAGGAAUAUGAUUAAACACACUCCACUUUUGCAACUACUGCAUUAAAAACAUUCAAAUGCUAUUCCUUAUUUAAAAAAAUGUUAAGACAACAUUUAUUUAAUGACUGAAUCUAACGGUAUCCUCACUGUUCCUGUUAUUCCAUAGGCAGCCUUUUUCUGUUACGUGCCAACUUGAAUCAGUGUCAUUUUUAUAUUCACAUUCCUCACCUUUUUUUUCUUCUCAUUUUGCCAUGUUGUACAUGUAGAAUAGGCCACGUGGAAAGUUAAAAACUGUGAUUUGGUGUGUAUGUGUUUGUGAGUUGAAAUGCAAACAUGUCGCUGGGUAGCAAUUGAAUCUUGUGCUUUUGUGUGUGUGUGUGUGUGUGUGACCAAUUCCAAAUAAAUUCCAUAUUUAAAUGAAUAAAAAACAAA